This is a messenger RNA of Neltuma alba, 2656 nucleotides long. RefSeq names its product long-chain-alcohol oxidase FAO1. The record is from RefSeq and is a predicted model, not a curated record. Lineage: Eukaryota; Viridiplantae; Streptophyta; Magnoliopsida; Fabales; Fabaceae. The transcript has 3 exons. Gene Ontology annotation, molecular function: long-chain-alcohol oxidase activity; flavin adenine dinucleotide binding. Bases 183 to 2438 code for a protein of 751 amino acids.
AGAGAAGUGGAGGUCCCAUCACUUUCUUUCCUUUUCCUGUCUUCCUCCUCAACUCCCAACCAUCAUUAUAUUUACAGAUAAACUACUCCUUCUUCCUGAUUUCUAGUAUAUAUAGACACACAUACACAAACCCUCAAGCACACGUUGUGUUAUUGAUCACAAGCACACAGAGAGAGAGAGAGAUGAGGAGAGAGAGUCAUCCAUUGUUGAGAGGAGGAGGAGGAGGAGAGAGGAAAUACAGACAUGGGUUCACAGAAGGAGAGAUGAAGUCACUGGGAAGCAUAUGUGAGGUUUUGUUGCCUUCUUUGCCUUUGGAGGCUCUUCAAUCUCAGACUCCUCCUUCUAAGCCUCUUUCAUCCUUCUGGGCUUCUUCUGCUUCUCACCAUCCCAUCCCUCAUCUGGUUGCAGAAAAGUUAGCGAAUAGAGGUUUGAUAGAAGCAGUGAUCCUGGUUAGAGUGAUUCUAUGGCUUCUCUCGACAAGGCUAGGCACAUUGUUGCUUUGUGGAUCUCUGUGUUUCAGUGAGAGAUGGCCCUUCCUCAACAAUUUCUCAGGCAUCCCUUUGCACAAACGAGAGAAGGUUGUUCAGAGCUGGCUCCAGCAUCGCUUCCUCACUCCUAUCAGACUCGCUUUUGCUUACGUCAAAGUCUUAUGCCUCUUAGUUUAUUUCUCCUGGGUUGAUGAAAAUGGUGAGAACCCAGCAUGGAAAGCCAUUGGAUAUGAGGUGCCUGCUGAUGAUGAGAAACCAAGCAAUGACUCUAACGUGAGGCCUCUUCAAAAGGGAAUCGUAGAAACCAUUUAUGAGUCUGAUUCAACUCUGAAACAAUCUCUAGUUGAGAAAGGCCUCCAUGUCACAAUGGACUCCCGAAACAACACCCUGAGAGUCAAAUGUGACGUAGUGAUUGUUGGGUCUGGUAGUGGUGGGGGUGUUGCUGCUGCUGUUCUUGCAAGUGCAGGCCACAAGGUGGUUGUUAUUGAGAAAGGAAACUACUUCACGGCCAAGGAUUAUUCUUCCCUUGAAGGCCCUUCCAUGGACCAAAUGUAUGAAAAUGGAGGGGUUCUUGCUUCUGCGGACUCCAGAAUUCAGCUUCUUGCAGGAUCAACUGUGGGAGGUGGCUCAGCCGUGAAUUGGUCUGCUUCCAUUAAGACCCCAUAUGAGGUGCUUAAUGAAUGGUCUGAGAGCCAUGGGAUUUCCUUCUUUUCAAGCCCCGAGUAUCUGUCUGCAAUGGAAACUGUGUGUCAAAGGAUUGGAGUCACGGAGGAUUGUACAGAGGAGGGUCUCCAGAAUCAAGUACUCAGAAGAGGAUGUCAAAAUCUUGGCUUGAAAGUUGAUUUUGUCCCUAGAAACUCAUCUGGGAAUCAUUACUGUGGUUCUUGUGGUUUUGGUUGUCCAAAAGGCGAGAAACAAGCAACCCAACUUACAUGGCUUGUAGAUGCUGUGGAUCAUGGUGCAGUAAUUGUUACCGGAUGCAAAGCUGAGAGGUUCAUGUUGGAAGGUCAAAGGAGUGGAAGUGACAGGAAGAAGAAAUGCGUAGGAGUGAGGGCAAAAGCUUUAAGCAGCAGAAUCACUAUGAAGCUGGAAUUUGUGGCCAAAGUGACAGUUUCUGCAGGUGGGGCUCUUUUGACACCUCCUCUAAUGAUCUCCAGUGGGCUGAAGAACAAGAACAUUGGGCGAAACCUUCACCUUCAUCCUGUUCUAAUGGCUUGGGGAUACUUCCCAGACAACAUUUCGGAAUUCAAAGGAAAAGCCUACGAGGGAGGCAUAAUCACAUCAGUCCAUAAGGUGCAAUCAUCGAGUGAUCCCAAGUCUAAUGCAAGGGCCAUCAUUGAAACUCCUGCUUUGGGACCAGCAAGCUUUGCUUCCUUAUGCCCUUGGCUAUCUGGACUUGACUUCAAACAAAGGGUGCUGAAAUACUCAAGAACUGCCCAUUUGAUCACAAUAAUCAGAGACAAUGCUUCAGGGCAAGUGACAUCAGAGGGAAGGAUCAGCUAUAAGUUGAAUGCAAUAGACAAAGAGAACAUGAAAGCUGGGUUGAAGCAGGCACUAAGGAUUCUGAUAGCUGCAGGCGCAGUUGAAGUAGGAACUCACAGGAGUGAUGGACAGAGAAUGAAGUGUAAUGGGAUUACUGAAAAAGAAGUGGAAGAGUUCCUAGGCAAUGUGUAUCCAGCAGAGGCCGCCUUAUCACCAGGAAAGCAUUGGAAUCUAUACAGUUCUGCUCAUCAGAUGGGAAGCUGCAGAAUGGGAGUUAAUGAGAAAGAAGGAGCAGUUGAUGAGAAUGGGCAAAGCUGGGAAGCAGAGGGCUUGUUUGUCUGUGAUGGCAGUGUGCUUCCAACUGCAGUUGGUGUGAAUCCUAUGAUCACUAUACAGUCAACAGCAUACUGUAUUUCAAAGAGAAUUGCAGAAUAUCUGAGAGCAGAGCAAAUCCCUAAAGUUCAUUGAUGCUUUUUUCUUCAUAGGAAUCUUCAUUAUAUAAUACGCCUAAUUAGGAUGAAUAUUUUUAUGGUUUAGCAACGUUGUAGAUAAAAUGCAGCACUCUUUAUAUCCAAUAGUCAUGCUUAAUUAUUAGGAAGAGCAAAGUAAUGCUUGAAGUGAGUUUUUAAUAUAUCUCUGCGCAAUAUUUGGAUUGAAAUCAUAUAUUGAAUUUGUUUACUUGUCAA